CAGUGAUGCAUCAUCAUGGCUCACUUUCUACGCCACCAGUCUUUUAUCUCAACAAGUGUGCGGAAACACCCUCGCCUGCACCAUCAAACCAACGCUCCCAUUAAGCUACCUAACCAUGGCAAGAAAAGAGCAAAAGGCAAUGGCUGUCUGGUGCAGUGCUCUACUUCUUCUUAUUCAAGCUCGAUGUCGUCGGCUAAGGCAAGUGUGGAGCUGUCUGGAAAAGCAGAGGAAGAUAAUAAUGGAAGAUGGGAAGACAAAGAGGAGCAGCAACCUUUGUAUUUGGCAAGUGAGAAUGGAUGGAAAGUAAGGAGAUUGGAGGAGAAUCAAUACGAGACACGGAAAGUUGCUCAGAUUCAGGCUGAAGCCUUCCAUCAACCAAUGCCUCUCUUCGAUGAUUUAUUCUUUCGGUUCUUCAAGGCGGAGGUACUGGCAGGGCUGAUGUACAAACUUAGGAACUCACCUCCAACCAGGUAUGCAUGUUUAGUGGCGGAGUCUCCGUCGGAUGCCAAGCUGGUGGGUGUGGUGGAUGUCACGGCGUUACGAGACAAUGACGUUCUUCGACACCUUCACGGAACCGAGGAAUAUCUUUAUGUUUCGGGACUCGCUGUUUCGAAAUGCUUUCGGAGGAGGAAGAUCGGUAGUUGUUUGCUGAAAGCUUGUGAGGUGCUGUCAGUUUUAUGGGGUUUCAAGUAUCUUGUCCUUCGGGCUUACGAAGACGACUCCGGCGCUCGCACAUUGUACGCGAACGCAGGCUACCGGGUCGUCUCGGGUGAUCCACCAUGGACGACUUCUUGGAUUGGGAGAAGGCGUCGUGUUCUUAUGAUCAAACAGUGUAAUUUCAUUGAUCUUAUUAGCUCUACCUUUCAGUCAUAACAAGGAUGACAGCAGUGCCUGUGCCAUUGG
Molecule: messenger RNA, 903 nt
Organism: Hibiscus syriacus
Lineage: Eukaryota; Viridiplantae; Streptophyta; Magnoliopsida; Malvales; Malvaceae
Exons: 6
Coding region: 16-873 (285 amino acids)
Biological process (GO): mitotic sister chromatid cohesion
Cellular component (GO): NatA complex; cytoplasm
Molecular function (GO): N-acetyltransferase activity
Source: RefSeq, a predicted model, not a curated record